AGCAUUUACCAGUCCUUCGACGUGAAAUUGCCCACCACGCCAGAUAGCAAAUUAUGCUUCAAUGGUCAAUACCGUGAAUUCAAGUCCAACGUGGACUCUACCGUUGAUGCAGCCGCAGUGCCUGUAUAUAUCAAGGACGACAAUUCGGUUUUCAGGGGUAUCGCGGACAUAUAUCUUCCAUUAUUGCGGCCGUUUAGUACGCUUUCCGACAAGUUACCUCGACUAAAAGCAUCGCACCGCUUAAAUACAGAAUCUGAUGCUAGCUACUUUACGACUUUGGACCCGAUGGCUCCUGCUGGUCUCGCUGUUGUGUGCUCUUCCGAAAGGCAAGGUGGACCGAGAAGCCGCUUUGACGUACAAUGGGCGUUGUACUCGGAAGUUCAACAAUUACUAACCACUCUGGCAAUAUUGGAGGUCAAAAAUACCCAUAUCGUGCACAAGAAGGACUUCCUGCUUGCCGAGGUCACUCCAGCCCAGUAUGAAGAGCGCAUGGAGGCAACCAUGGGACUGGCUCCCCUUUUCACAUAUAAUGCUACCUGGCUGUCCAAACAAGCCAGAAAGUACUCAGACGAUUGUGCUGAUGUAGCCGUCUUUGAUUGGAACGCUAUGUUCGUGUGCAAUUAUGCUUUGUUAAGCCUACCUGGGAAGCAUGGGAUAGUGAGAGGGACCUAUUUUGAUGUUCCCUCUUUGGUGUAG
Aspergillus steynii IBT 23096 is the source of this 696-nucleotide messenger RNA. RefSeq lists its product as uncharacterized. The transcript is spliced from 2 exons. Lineage: Eukaryota; Fungi; Ascomycota; Eurotiomycetes; Eurotiales; Aspergillaceae. The record is from RefSeq and is a predicted model, not a curated record. The annotation marks the transcript as partial.